This is a messenger RNA of Eutrema salsugineum, 1347 nucleotides long. Its product is annotated as probable membrane-associated kinase regulator 5. Lineage: Eukaryota; Viridiplantae; Streptophyta; Magnoliopsida; Brassicales; Brassicaceae. The record is from RefSeq and is a predicted model, not a curated record. Bases 55 to 1098 code for a protein of 347 amino acids. Gene Ontology annotation, cellular component: plasma membrane. The transcript is spliced from 3 exons.
CUCUCUAUAUCUCUCUCUAUAUCUCUAAAUCUCCAUCUCUCUCUCUCUCUCUAAAUGGAAGCACUUAGCUUUAUGAAAUUCUGGCUAACCAACGCCAACGGCAAUAAACCCCGCCGUGAAAUCAGAAUCUCAGAAUCCGCCGUCGAAUCUACUACCGCAUUUGGAGAAACCGAAACCGAAGUAGAUCUCUGCGGCGGCGAAGGAGAUGAUUCCUUCUUCGAGCUCGAGAUCUCUCUCUCCGACUUCUCCUUAAAGGAAAACAAAACCCCUGAAGAGAGAGAAGAAAAACAGACAACGACUUUCUCUGGAGUCUCCAAGAGCAAAGUCCUCCCUUUCGUCGAAAUCGCUUCCAAACCUCAAUCUCCGAUCACUCUCUUCAAAUCCGGUCAAAAGUUUCGUGCUUUCUCCUUCAAGAAGUCAAAACCCGUCGAAACUGAAAAGUCAACGACGUCUGAGAAGAGAGAAAACACCAGCAGAAGCCUCAACGUAAGGUUCAGAAUCGAAGACGAAACAACAACAAGCUUCAGAAAAACGGCGAGCAUUGCGAGGUCACAAAUUAAAGACGACGCGACGUUGGACGGCUCUGUUUCCCCUGUUUUUGUUUCAUCUUCUUCUUCUUCUUCUUCCUCCUCGAAGAGAUUCUUUGAUCUAAUAAAGCCUCUAUACACUAAAACAACGAAGAAACAGAGCACCAACAGUGUAUCUACAUCUCCGGCGUCUUCACCGGCGGCGAGAGAGAAACAGAGGAGUAAUAUCCCGUCGGGGAUUCGGAGCGUGAGGAGGCAGCUUGGGAAGAGCCGGUCGGCGUCUGCGGCGGUCGGAGGUUUGUCUCCGGCGAAGAGAUUCGACGAGUCUUUACAAGUGCAACAAGAUGGGAUUCAAAGUGCGAUUCUCCAUUGCAAGAAAUCGUUUCAUGGUUCGAGAGAAUUGUCUAUGUUAUCGCGAUCUACUAGUGAAUCUUCUUCACAAGAGAAACUCAGUACUUCGUCCUCUGAAGAUUCGUAUUUAUUUUCAAGAAUUGGAAGCGAUACAAUGUCGGAGAAAUCAAUCGAUAGCCUGACUUCAAUCAAGGAACAGAGGGAGAAGAUUAGCGAUUAGGUUUUAUAUUGGAGAAGAAAAAGAAAAGAAAAAUUAGGUGGCAGAAGUUUUAGUUAAAAUCAAAAAAAAAAAAAAGUUAGUUUAAAAUGACGAUGAUGAUGACAAAACAGAGAAAUCUUGUUGCAGGAUCAGCAUAGUCUCUGAUUAAUUAAGAGUCUUGUUUUCGCCUUUGUAUAGUGAUGGAUCAUUAUGUGAUUCCUGACACCUAGAAAAUUGAAGGAAAAAAAAUUCAUAGUAAAUGUAUAUUUA